Molecule: messenger RNA, 1414 nt
Organism: Vitrella brassicaformis
Lineage: Eukaryota; Vitrellaceae
Source: the annotation of a GenBank genome assembly
UCAGGCGUCCAGUGGUUUUAGAGUGAGGGUACCGCGGUCCCCCGUCCGCGCGUCCCGGGCCCCCCAAUCGGUCUUGUCGAUGUGAAACUGCCCAGGGAUGCCCUCUAUGCUGUUGCCAUCGCCAUUGGUGCGCUCAUCCACCAGCCGCUCGAAGGCAUAGGACGGCUUCUGCCGGAAAGUAAGCUGCUUGAUGCCUCGGAUCUUGAGCAGCGACUUGACACACGCAAUGCCGAACUCACCAGCGGCAUCGCCAUCGCCCAACUCCUCAGGCACUGCACACACACGCAAGCAGCAGUCACCGCAACAAUCGACAGGUAGAAAACAGCUGAUGAAGGCGAUUGGUUGCUGCUCACCUACUACAGUUACAUCCACUUCUGCGAUGGUCGGCAGCUGAUCCGCUAUGUCGCCCCACGUCAGCCCCCCCUCGCCCACACCGUUCACGCACGACGCCUCGAAUUUCUCCAGGUCUCUCUCGCCGCCCACCGCCUGCAGCACCCCCACCGCCUCGGCCUCUGUCGGGUGCGUCUGGGAGAGGUCGAUGCGUUUGACCGCCGGCAUCUUGGUCACCAGCCUUCGGGCAAUCGCGAGCCCCAUUUCGCUGUGGCUCAGGAGAAGUGAUACAGCGGGGAAUGCGUUUUGUGGCAUGCUGUCGAGCACAAGUGGGUCCGGCUGCUCGACUUCCGUCAUCGUCGGGCUCCCAUUCGUCCUGGUCCCUCACCGCCACGCUCGUCGCCUUUGAGAAGGUCAGGCGCUGUGCGAGGGCGAUGGCAGCGGGGCUGGGUGUGUCGAGAGGGGUGGUGAGAUGCUGGGGACGGACGACGAAGGAUGCCUCGGAGGCUUUGACUGCUAGCUGCUGAAUGUGUGUCUGCACGAAGUGGGAAGGGGCCGUGGUGCCGCAGAGCAGCGACAGGUCGAAGUCGAAGUGCUCGUCGGUCUUGAUGUCGACGGGGAUGUCGGGGCUCACACACACGGCACAUGUGAAGGCCUCGAUAGCCGACAGGGCGAGGACAAUGCGGCUGUCGAUGGGCGCUGCGCCCCUUUCCGUGAGCUCAGCACUGAAUUUCUUGAUGGAUCGACAUCCAAGGUCGGCAAGGACGGUCUGCAGGAAGACACACACAACGUCUGGGCACCCUGCCGCUCUUGCGGGUUUGUGUGACUCGUGACACACCUGAAGGCGCUCGAGUCCCUCCAGCCACUCAUCAAUGGUGAUUCUGUCCCACCAUUCCUCAGCUUCAAUGGUGAGUAGGCCGAUGUCCUCCAGCUGUGACAGCGGCCCCGACACCUCCGCCAAUACACUAGCUAAGUCUCCAGGCAGCAGGAUUACAUCCAGCUCCCUCAGACACCGUGACGUCCUCACCCACUGCCUCAGCACCUCUCCAUCGUCCUCUCUGCGACUCUCCACCGUCCCGUCCAU